GGCGUGGCGCCACAACUGCGUCCCGUGUUGCUCGUCCGUUAACUGCGUCUGUUUCUCGAGUCUCGUGUCGUCGUGGCUUCCGCCCGUUACGAAGCGACCUCUCGGCCGGCCGCGGAGUCCUCGCCACCAUGGCCCGAUACAGGCUCGUGGCCGUGAUCAAGAACCCUUCUGACGAGGACUUUCUUGUGGUACGUCAGGCUCCGCCUCCCCCGCUGCCGGAGGAGGAGUACCGAAGUUUCGUGGAUUCCGAUCUCUGGGACUUGCCAUCAGCGCCGCUGAACCCUCUGGGGGGAGAUCGCCGGUCGGAGACGGUUGUCGAGGGCGCUUGCUCCCUGUUGGAUGACCUUGAUUUGGAAAAGUUCGAUGUCGAUUCCGCCCUCGAUGAGGUUUUAUCACCAUCCUAUCUGGAAAGCCCACUCGAAGGACGAUGGUCGGUAUGGAAGUUUGUCAAAGAACCUGAAUUUGGUCCAGGACCACCUGUCAAUGUACUGUUUAUACUUGGAAUUGUAAAAUCAAAGGAAGGGAUCUUAAAAGAGUCAUGCCAGUGGUUGUCAAAAGAGAGUGCCUUGAUGUUGCUUCAGGAAGUAAAGGCAAGUGCCACACGUGUAGGGCCUUUUGUAUUCAUGGGAAUUGUUCCUGGCGUAGCAAAAGCUACCAAUGUUUCAGCAACUUGCACCUUGCAUUAUCAGGAGUACCCUCCAGGUAUCACACUUGUGCCAAUGAAGAGUAGAACUAGAGAGCCAUUUCACACUACAAAUCUGAUUGUAGUGGUGGCAGAUGAUGCAAUUAAUGAACAAAAAGAUUCUAGCUUUGUUACUUAUGGAAAUUCUCUGCUUGUUGAUCCUGGAUGCUCGUCACGUUUCCAUCCUGAUUUGGCAGAUCUUGUAGCUAAAUUGCCAAGAAAGUUAGUGGUGUUUGUCACUCAUCAUCACUAUGAUCAUGUGGAUGGUCUCUCGGUUAUCCAGAAAUGCAAUCCUGAUGCGGUUCUGUUAGCACAUGAAAACACUAGUCGUCACAUAGGAAGAGGUGAAUGGUCUCUUUGUCGCACCUUGAUAUCUGGUGGAGAGAAAAUACAAAUAGGUGAUCAUCGAUUUGAAGUUAUCUUUGCACCGGGUCACACAGAUGGUCAUCUUGCUUUGCUUCAUGUUUCUACAAACUCACUCAUUGUUGGAGAUCAUUGUGUAGGGCAAGGAAGUGCUGUUCUGGAUGUAAGAGCUGGUGGAAAUUUGAAGGAUUAUUUCCAGACAACUUACAGAUUCUUGGAUCUCUCACCACAUGUUUUAAUUCCAAUGCAUGGUAGGAUCAACCUUUGGCCAAAAUGGAUGCUUUGUGGAUACCUCAAGCACCGAAGAGACCGGGAAUUGUCCAUUUUGAAUGCCAUUGAAAAUGGAUCAAAAACUUUAUUUGAUAUAAUUUCUAAAUCAUAUGCUGAUGUGGAUAUCAAAUUUUGGCUUCCAGCUUCUUCGAAUGUAAGAAUUCAUGUGGAUCAUCUUGCCUACCAAGAGAAGCUCCCAAAGGAUUUUUCCAUUCAAAAAUUCCAAGCAUCCUGUGGGUCGCAUUUUCUCUGUCGAUGGUCGUGGACAUAUUUGAAGAGCCGAGGAAUUGUUAAAGUGAUUGGAGUUAUCGGAGCUGCAAGUUUUGCCAUUGCCUUUGCUGUAAAGGAGAAAUUCAGUGGAUGAAAUCUGAACCCCUUUGUUUUGAUCCACUCGCUUUGGUUUGAUUUCCUCGUGAACUCAUGAGGAACAGAGGAAACAAGUUAGAUAAAUGAUCUAAGAUGCACAUGAUCCUGAUUGGGAAAUUGUUUGCAGCGGAAACUAUUACAAGCUUCGAUGUGCAUUUUUCCAUUAGGUUUGUUCCUUCUUGAAUUCAACACCUUCUUAGAGGUUGAUUAGAAGCAACUCAUUGACUUUAAGCUCAUGUGGUUCUUCUCUAAAUUUUGUUUUACUAACACAACAGUGGUGUAACUUCUUUGUAAUUUGUUUUAUGCCACUUUUCGUCGACUCUUUUACGUGCCAUUUACAUGUAUGAUACAUUCAUUGCAAAGAAAGAUGUUCCAAAUGCAAUCAUA
Molecule: messenger RNA, 2068 nt
Organism: Musa acuminata AAA Group (dessert banana)
Lineage: Eukaryota; Viridiplantae; Streptophyta; Magnoliopsida; Zingiberales; Musaceae
Exons: 12
Coding region: 129-1679 (516 amino acids)
Cellular component (GO): plastid
Source: RefSeq, a predicted model, not a curated record